AUGAGAGGGCUUAGCUUAGUUGUGACUGUACUACUACAGUUAACUUUAGUAUUUACCGCAGAGGUCAGUCAAGACACUGUCGAUUACGGUCUCAUUGAUUUUUCUAUUGGAGCCACCACAAUAGAUCCAAAUGUCUAUUGGUCUAUCAUCAACAAUCAGGUUACUGACUUGAAUGGUAACGUUCAGGUCGAUAAUGGCGGGGGAUUAUAUGUCACCAGUAUUUCUAACUUAAUUGGUUUAAAUGUUAAUUUAAAUGGUAACGUCCUUAAUAAUGGUACCAUUUCCUUCAACUCAGUAGGAUCAAUUCUUCCAAGUAAUUAUGUUGUAACCACGGGUAUCGCAGGAGCAUUGGGAACCUUUGUUAACAAUGGUGAAUUUGUCAUGGCUUCUAGUGGAGCUCUUGGUUAUGGUUAUAUGACAAUUAGUACAGGAACUUUAACUAAUAAAGGUUUGAUGAUUUUCUACGAUACUCAGAAUGUCGGUGGUCAAGUUGUUCUUGGAGGACCAAAUAUUGGUAGCGGUAUGACCAACAAUGGUCAAAUUUGUUUGUAUAAUGAACUUUAUCAACAACAAUCCGGUAUUGCGGGAACUGGUUGUAUCACCAUGCAAGCCAACUCCACUACAUAUCUUCAUGAUCCAUUAGCAUCUUUCUCUGGUCAAACCUUCUACUUAGCUGAUAGUGCUUCGAGUAUUAUUUCUUCGCCUACUGGUAAUAUCAUUUACAGUGGUAAUCCAGUAACUGUAGCUGGAUACGGUAAUGGGAAUAUGGUUGCAUUGGAUGUUACAUUGAAUCCACUUAAUCCAUAUUCAUACAGUACAAGUACAGGGAUUUUAACACUUAACAGUAUAACUUUAGGGCUGCAAGAAUUUGAUAUCGGUAAAGGCUAUAACAGUCAAGAUUUUGCUGUAACAACGGAUUGGGACGCUGUUUCUGAUUUAGCUAUUGCUCCGCUUAAUGCUGUCACAUAUACCGGACCUGUGCCGAACCCCACCAAACCUAGUAUCUGUGCCUUAUGUGAUAUUCUUCCCAGCAUACCUGGUAUCAAUGGUACCGAGUACACCACCAGUACAAUUGUAACCGAAAGUGGAACGGUUUGUACUGAUAUUGAAGAAAUCAUCGUCACCACCGAUACCAACGGAGAAUUUUAUAAUUCCACAAUCCUAUUAACUGCAGAAUGUUCAAUUCCACCAUAUACACUUUAUACCACCACAUUCACCACCACCGAAUCUGAUGGAUUUAUAGAAACAGAUUCCGGAAUA
Messenger RNA from Scheffersomyces amazonensis, 1260 nucleotides. Its product is annotated as Hyphally-regulated cell wall protein. The annotation marks the transcript as partial. The record is from RefSeq and is a predicted model, not a curated record. NCBI's taxonomy places the organism in Eukaryota, Fungi, Ascomycota, Pichiomycetes, Serinales, Debaryomycetaceae. The transcript has a single exon.